This is a messenger RNA of Penicillium paradoxum, 1119 nucleotides long. RefSeq names its product FAD-dependent oxidoreductase. NCBI's taxonomy places the organism in Eukaryota, Fungi, Ascomycota, Eurotiomycetes, Eurotiales, Aspergillaceae. The transcript is spliced from 5 exons. Gene Ontology annotation, molecular function: D-amino-acid oxidase activity; FAD binding. Bases 1 to 1119 code for a protein of 372 amino acids. The record is from RefSeq and is a predicted model, not a curated record.
AUGGCUAAAGAUAUUGAAUUCAAAGCGAAAGCCAUGCAAAACAACAUAGUAGUCAUCGGGGCCGGUGUUGCUGGAUUGACAACAGCGCUUCUCCUAUCGAAGAAGCCUGGCUAUAACAUCGUCGUCGCAGCGAAACAUAUGCCCGGCGACUAUGACAUUGAAUACGCAUCACCGUGGGCCGGUGCAAAUUACAUGCCAGUGUCAAUCAGUGGAACAGAUGCCGCGAAAUGGGACAAAAACACAUGGGGACCGCUGGAAGACCUCGCGAAAAAUCACCCUGAAGCAGGCGUACACUUCCAAGAAUGUGAGAUUCACAAUCGAGCGAAGGAUGUCGGGUCAGCAACAGCCAAUUGGUUUAAAGAGCUGUUGUCCUCCAAUCCUUGGUUUGCCAAAGUUGUUCCCAACUUUCGGUCGCUUCCAAAAGAGUCUCUCGGACCAGGCAUAGAUUCUGCCACAGUCUUUACCUCGGUGUGCAUCAAUACCGCCAUCUACCUUCCAUGGCUUGUUUCUCAGUGCCUUGCAAAUGGUGUGAUUUUCAAACGGGCCAUCUUUGAUCAUAUCCUGGAUACCACUGUAUCAAACAUCCAUCCAAAUGGCCGUGUUGAUCUCGUGGUCAAUUGUACAGGUCUGAUGGCAUCCAAGCUGGGUGGAGUCCAAGACACUUCGGUGGUCCCCGCACGAGGGCAGAUCGUGCUAGUCCGGAACGACGCAGGGAAGAUGUUAGACAUGUCUGGGACCGAUGAUGGUGACGAUGAAGCUUGUUAUGUGAUGACGAGAGCCGCUGGUGGAGGCACCAUCCUCGGCGGAUCUUACCAGAAGGGUAACUGGGAGUCUCAGCCCGAUCCGAAUUUGGCAAUCCGGAUCAUGAAGCGGGCGGUGCAAAUGUGCCCUACAUUGACCAACGGAAAGGGGAUCGAGCAUCUGGAUAUCAUCCGUCACGGGGUUGGGCUCCGACCCGUCCGAGAGGGAGGUACCCGCAUCGAAAAGGAACGCAUUGGAGGAAUUUGGGUGGUUCACAACUAUGGUGCCGGGGGUGCUGGAUAUCAGUCUUCCUAUGGAUGUGCCCAGGCUGCGGUCGAUCUCAUCGAUCAAGCUUGUAGUGUUCAAGCCAAGCUGUGA